UUCACUGUUACUGUGGAUGGAAGCAGACGAAAGUGAAAGUAACACGCACACUGCGGGAUUACCUUUAUCUUUAUCUUUAUCUUUAUUUGCUUUUUGCAGAUUACACAGUAUGAUUUCUCAGAAAUAUCCUGACUUUCACAAACUAACCCACGUGAUCUCGCUCGGACCUGAUCAUAGCUUAUAAAUCAUGGUGCCUGCAGUUCGACAUCAGUUUUGCAUCUCUUUAGCAAUUGAAGGUUGACCUAUAAGACUGCAGAGGCGGAGAUCAUCAUGUGCAUCCCAAUGCCUGGGCCUAUUUGUUUGGUGGAAAAUGUGAAUGGUUCACUGCAUGUAAGUGAUGCAGCCAUAGAGUAUCUGUCCAGGAAUAACCAGCCUGUGGUGGUGGUGUCUGUGGUAGGACUCUAUCGCACAGGAAAGUCUUACCUCAUGAACCGACUGGCAGGAAAACAAACUGGCUUUGCUCUGGGUAGCACCAUUGAGUCCAAAACUAAAGGUAUUUGGAUGUGGUGUGUGCCACAUCCCAGUAGAACAGGACAUACUCUGGUGCUGCUGGACACUGAGGGACUUGGGGAUGUUGACAAGGGAGACUCUAAAAAUGAUGCCUGGAUCUUCUGUCUGGCUGUUCUUCUGAGCAGCACUCUGGUCUACAACAGCCGUGGAACCAUCGACAACACAGCAGUGGAAAAACUACACUAUGUCACUGAGCUUGCAGAGCAGAUUAAGAUCAAAUCACCUGCAUCCACCUCAGAUGAGGCUGAGGAGGAGGAGGAAGACACUCAGUUUGUGCAGUUUUUUCCUAACUUUAUCUGGACUGUGCGUGAUUUUUCAUUACAGCUGGUGCUUGAGAAUAAGGGUCAAGUGACCGAGGAUGAGUACCUGGAUUUUGCCCUGCAGCUGAAGAAAGGUCUUAGUAAGAAGGACACCAACUAUAACCUUCCAAGGCAGUGUAUCCGGAACUAUUUUCCAACCCGCAAGUGCUUUGUUUUCCCAUUUCCUGCCUCCCAGGAGAAAAUGGUUAUGAUUGAGAGCCUGGAUGAGAGUGAAAUUUUCCCCAAAUUUCUGAAUGUUACACAGAGUUUCUGUGACUAUGUCUUUUCUACAAGCAGAGAUAAAACAGUUAAAGGAGGAUAUAAAGUCACAGGGAGGAUGUUUGGUCACCUAGUGCAGACGUAUGUGCAGACGAUCUCUAGUGGAAAAGUCCCUUGUCUGGAGAAUGCUGUGGUUGCUAUGGCAACGAUUGAAAACGAGGCAGCUGUGCAGGAGGGGUUCAAGCUGUACAAGAGUGAGAUGGAACAGGUGAAGAGAACAUUUCCUCUCAGUUUUAAUGAAAUUUCUGAUAAACACCAGAGGAUCAGCAACAUGGCCUGCAGUGAGUUUAUGAAACGCUCCUUUAAAGAUGAAAAAGGGGAAUACUUCAAGAAACUGAUGGAGGAAAUAGAUAAGCACUAUGCUGAGCUAACUGUUCAGAACAUGGAGGCAUCAGAAGAGAAAUGCCACCAAAUUCUGACUGAUCUGUAUGAGGAGGUGAAUGUGCGUGUACAGCAGGGGGAGUAUGCAAAGCCUGGAGGAUAUGAGCUCUAUUGCAGACAUAGAGACAAGAUCAUUGUUGAGUACCACAGCAAGCCCAACAAGGGAAACCAGGCUGAAGAGGUGUUGCAGAGGUUUAUGAAUUGGAAAAGUGCAGAGGCAAAAUUAAUUCUCCAGACUGAUGAACAACUGACUGAAAGUGAGAAACAGAUUCAAGAGGAAAAAGAACAAGCAGCUCUCUUAGAGCAGCAGUGUAAAGUAGAAAAGGAAAAACAGAAGGAGAUGGAGAAACUAAUACAGGAGGAAAAAGUGAACCAUCAGCAACGGGUACAGCAGAUGGAGAAGAAGUUUGAGGAGGAGAAGAGUCAGCAACAGGAGGAGAUGAGAAGAGCAUUGGAGAGCAAACUGGCUGAACAGAAAGAACUCAUACAGAAAGGGUUUGAUGAAAAAGCCCAGCUGAUGGGCCUGGAGAUUGAGCAAUUUAAAAAAGAAAAGGACAAGGAAAAAGAAUCUAGCUCCAUUUUUAAGGAUUAUGUCAUGCCAAUUAUAGACACUGCAAAAGAUGUAUUUUCCUCAGUCCUUCAGUAUAAACUCACGAGUAAAAGGAUUCUUUUAAAUGCCAGAGAAAAAAAGUGUUGAAAUGAGUGAAAGAAUAUGAAAUAUUUUUUGAUAUAUAUUAAAAGCCAGCUCACGAAAUCUGAUAACUACCAGGUUCUUGUGUGAGGUGAUAUACUUUAAUUUGUUAUCAUAUAUUAUCAAUUCCAAGAAGCUUAAUGAUUUAAGUCUUCUACAGUCUUGCUUUUCUAUCAUAACUGUACUAUAACUAUAAAUCUUAAUGUCAUGUGGUGCACUUUUUAAACUGAUAUUGAACUUUAUUAUACCACAAGGCUGUUGAAAGCUUGAUUCUAAUUAAAUAAACUGUGUUGAUAUUAUUGAUUAAUAAUAGAAUAUGGACAGGUAGAUAUUUCAUGU
This is a messenger RNA of Hemibagrus wyckioides, 2499 nucleotides long. RefSeq names its product guanylate-binding protein 1-like. Gene Ontology annotation, molecular function: GTP binding; GTPase activity. The record is from RefSeq and is a predicted model, not a curated record. NCBI's taxonomy places the organism in Eukaryota, Metazoa, Chordata, Actinopteri, Siluriformes, Bagridae. The coding region runs from base 271 to 2166 and encodes 631 amino acids. The transcript is spliced from 11 exons.